AUGCGCCUCACUAGCGCCCUCUCAGUCCUCCUCGAUUCCGUGCUGUGUGCCGCAACCGAGUGUGCAGCUACUCUCCCCGAACCGAGGUCUUUUGCGACCGGGAUAUCGUACGACGGAUUCCACAACGUGCUGCUCUCCGCGACUGCCGCCCCCGCCGCAAAAGCUGCAAAUGCUGCCAUGUCCGCCGCUGUCGCCUCCGCUGCUGUCGCCUUCGCCACGGCGGUGCACCCCAACCAGGACUUUGCGCUGUCGGCCGCGACUUCCGCCGCGCGCCCGUCUGCUGCCACGGCGGCGGUGUGUCCCUCCGCUGCUGUUGCCGCAUUCGCUGUCGUCGCCGCGCGGUCCGCCGCGGCCGUCGGUCCCAUGCACAGCGCCGCCGCGUCUGGUGCCGUCGUAGAGCAUGCCAGCGCUGCCGUGGUGAGUCCCAACGGCGAAGUGGACGCAUGA
Epithele typhae is the source of this 447-nucleotide messenger RNA. RefSeq lists its product as uncharacterized. The transcript has 2 exons. The record is from RefSeq and is a predicted model, not a curated record. NCBI's taxonomy places the organism in Eukaryota, Fungi, Basidiomycota, Agaricomycetes, Polyporales, Epitheliaceae. Bases 1 to 447 code for a protein of 148 amino acids.